Messenger RNA from Durio zibethinus, 1023 nucleotides. Its product is annotated as antimicrobial ginkbilobin-2-like protein. The record is from RefSeq and is a predicted model, not a curated record. Lineage: Eukaryota; Viridiplantae; Streptophyta; Magnoliopsida; Malvales; Malvaceae.
CAGCUUCAUGGUCCUAAGCUUGAACAAGCAAACAAGCAAACAAGCUGAUUACAAUGUCUUCUUCAAGUUUUGCCUCCCUUCUUUAUCUGUUAGCCUUUGUUUUCCUUCUCCAAACAGCUUUUGGAGCUGACCCUCUCUUCCAUUUUUGUUCAAACUCAGGGAAUUUCUCUGCCAUUGACCCUUAUGAAGCAAACUUAAACAAGCUCACUGCUUACCUCUCCAUUCAAGCUCCUCCUUCAGGUUUUGGGCUUGGUACCAUAGGCGAGAUGCCAAACCAAGCAUAUGGCCUUGCCCUUUGCAGAGGCGACGUGUCAACACCAGAUUGCAAAACCUGUGUUGUUGAAGCAGGCAGUGAAAUCCGGAAACGCUGCCCUUACAACAAAGGUGCAAUUAUCUGGUAUGAUUACUGUCUUUUGAAGUAUUCAAACAAUGAAUUCUUUGGCCAGAUCGAUAGACAAAACACGUUCUACAUGUGGAACUUGAAGGUUGUGAGUGACCCCCAGUCAUUCAAUCAGAAGACUAAGGAACUGCUGAGUCAAUUGGCCAAUGAAGCUUAUGCAACUCCAAAACUGUAUGCCACUGGAGAGAUGGAACUCUACGGAUCACAGAAACUUUAUGGAUUGACUCAGUGCACGAGAGACCUUUCCAGCAGUGACUGUAAGAAGUGCCUUGACGAUAUAAUUGGUGAUCUUCCAAGCUGCUGUGAUGGAAAAGAAGGAGGUAGAGUUGUUAGCGGCAGCUGUAACUUCAGAUAUGAAAUAUACCCUUUUGUUAAUGCUUAAACCUUUGUUAAAAAAAAAAAACUAGCAGAACACAAGUACUAUGAAUAAAUAAUGUUUGCAACAUUAAAUAUCAUAUAUUAGUAUGGGAAUAGGUUAUUUCCCAUCAUUGUAAGCUUCAUGUUUCAUCACUGAGUAAUACUAAAUAAAACUUUUGUUGCAUGCAUAAAUAUAUUAUAUAAUACUUGUUAUCUUUAUAUAUCCUUCUGAGAAUGAUGGAAGCAGAACAGAAGUUUUUCUUGGA